This is a messenger RNA of Oryzias melastigma (Indian medaka), 921 nucleotides long. RefSeq names its product lecithin retinol acyltransferase. Gene Ontology annotation, biological process: retinol metabolic process. Gene Ontology annotation, molecular function: phosphatidylcholine-retinol O-acyltransferase activity. NCBI's taxonomy places the organism in Eukaryota, Metazoa, Chordata, Actinopteri, Beloniformes, Adrianichthyidae. The record is from RefSeq and is a predicted model, not a curated record.
CAGUUCUGCGAGUGGCUGAAGUCUCUGAUCCGGGACCGGAGAACCAUGUCGGUGACGGUGCUGCUGGGCCUGCUCUCCAUGGCGUGUUUGGGGGUGUCCUACAGCACGGCGCUGCCCACCCUCCUCAUCCCCUUCACCCUGUGGAUGGCCAGCUAAGGAACCAUUUGGACCUCUGUAGGUUCCUGACAGAGAACUAAUUCCUGGUGUGUAAGAAUCUAUCUUCUCCACAGACUGACUCCAUUAUUUAUACACGACUGCUGACCGACGGACCAAAGAUCCACUUCCAGCAGGUCCAUCCGGGUCAGGGUCUCCUUCACACAAGUCGUUGUUUGUUUGUUUGUUUUUAUUCUCGCCUGGUUUUAGCCAGAAACUUUUUUACAUGUUUUAUACUGAAGUUUUACAUUUUUUAAAAGAACAUCAUCAUUUAAAGACUAACGUUCAUGAGAACGUGGUCCAAUCAAAAGUUCCCUGAAAGUGGCCAAUCAGGAGAGAGUGUUUCAGGGAGGAGGGGCUUAAAGAGCUUAACAAGAGUGUUUUAUUCUGGAGGAGCCAGAGGAGUUACAAAAUAAGAUGCAGAAGAAGAAUAAAAAGAUCCAUUUGGGAGUGUUUUAUGUGUAAUGUUGUACGAUCUGCUGAGGUUCUGAAUGUGUGAGGAGCAGAAGUACCUGGAGCUCCUGUCUGAGGGAGAACAUGCUCUUUACUGGUGUGAUAUGAACUUCCUGAAGGAGAUGGAUGGACGUUCCCGCAGGAGAACUUUGGAGUUUGAUGGACGUUCCUGCAGGAAACGUUCAUCCGAUGGAUUCUGGUGUUUGUUUCAGAGCUGCUGCCUGCUGAAGCUCCGGUGUGAAUGUUUCUGUGUCUGUUUUUAUGUGUACAGAUUGGUUUCCAUGGUUAUGUUCUAUUUUUAUGUAAAUAAAUUAA